Messenger RNA from Polistes dominula (European paper wasp), 786 nucleotides. RefSeq names its product odorant receptor 13a. Gene Ontology annotation, molecular function: odorant binding; olfactory receptor activity. Gene Ontology annotation, biological process: sensory perception of smell; detection of chemical stimulus involved in sensory perception of smell. Gene Ontology annotation, cellular component: plasma membrane. The record is from RefSeq and is a predicted model, not a curated record. NCBI's taxonomy places the organism in Eukaryota, Metazoa, Arthropoda, Insecta, Hymenoptera, Vespidae.
AAAGAUCUGCAAAUGUGACGAACGGCAUUUUUUGCAGUUGCCGAUAAUUCGUCUUUUGGUUAUCAGCUGCCUUAUAGGACCAGGCCUAUCAUAGAAAUCAAUGGCACUACUACCUAUGUUCUUAAUUGUUUAUAUCAAGUUAUUGUAUUACCAUUGAUUACCUUUGGUUCCGUUGGUUUCGAUUGUUUCUUCAUUACAUUGUCUCUUCACGUAACUGCACAAUUGUGCUUACUAAAAAGCAGAGUUAAAUCAGCUUUGGAAGAUCCUAAUGGUUGCCAAAUCGGAAUGAAAAAAUUGAUUAAUAAACAUUAUCGAUUAAUAAGCUUGGUAGAUAUCCUGGAGGAUGCUUUUAAUCUGGCAAUUCUGGAACAUCUCAUAGGAACGACUUUUAAUUUGUGUAUUUCUGGUUAUAAUACGAUACUACGUUCAUCCAGUGGUCAAAUUCUCGAACUUUUUCUGUUUGUUGUAUUCUCAAGUAUUAUCCUGAGCACGUUGUUCGUCUAUUGCUAUAUCGGAGAAUGUAUCAUUCAAGAAAGCACUAAUUUUGCCAUGGCUUUAUACGAGUAUGAAUGGUAUAACAUAUCUCCGAUUGAUUUAAAAAUGGUUUUAAUUUGUAUGAUUCGAGCAAACAGACCUCUGCAAUUAACUUCUGGAAAAUUUUUCGUCUUAUCUUUAUACACUUUCACCGAUGUAAAUAUUAAAAACUUCAGUGGGAUACCUGUCGGUGUUACGAACAUUGCUAUAACUCAUAUACAAAUUUGUGCUAUUCAUGUUAGAUUAAGUUGA